This is a messenger RNA of Pedinophyceae sp. YPF-701, 1008 nucleotides long. The record is from the annotation of a GenBank genome assembly. NCBI's taxonomy places the organism in Eukaryota, Viridiplantae, Chlorophyta, Pedinophyceae.
AUGACGAGUCCGGGCGAGGCCGGGGCCGGCGUGCGGCUCGCGGGGCCAGGGCACAGCGUGGCGGCGCUCGCACGCUCCCCCGCCGGGGCCGGGGCCCCGGUCGUGGCGUGCGGCGUGUGCCAGACCGCUGGGUUCGGCGACAUGCGCGGGGCGCUGGCGUUCCUCGACGCGGAGACGCUCCAGCCGAGGGGGCCCGCCCUGCAGCUACGCUCUGGGGUGGGCGCGGUGGCGUGGGCGGACGACGGCGGCCGCGUGUUGGUCUUCGGGACCGACGAGGGGUCCGUCUGCGCAGCGAGCUUCGGCGCGGGCCCGGCGCCGCACGACGCGCCGCGCGUGGAGCAAUCGAAAGCGCUGCACGCGGCGCCGGUGUCGGCGCUGGCGGUGUCGCUCGACGCGGGCUCGGUGGCGUCGUGCGCGAGCGACGGCUCCAUCCAGAUCUUCACCGCCAUGGGGGAGCUCGUGCCCGCCCUGCGCUACACCGCCAGCCGCAGCCCCAUGCGGAGCUUGGCGUUCUCGCCGCUGCACCGGUCGCUGCUGCUGUCGUGCGGCGACCUCGGGACCGUCACGCUCUGGGACACGCGCAUCGCGAAGGCCGCAGGCAUCCAUCAAGCGAACGGGAGCCCCGUGCACGCGCUCGCGUGGGCCGACCCGGCCACGGGCCUCGUCGCGUGCGGCGACGAGCUGGGCGUGGUUUCCACGUUCGACCUCCGCCGCAGCGUGCGUGCGAAUCGUCGCGUGCAUGACGACGUGGUGCGGUGCGCGGUGCGCGUGGGCGCGGGGGCCAAGUCCGCGCUGCUGACCGCCGGCGACGACGGCGCGCUCGCGGUACACGCGGUGUCGUCCGGCGGGGCGGGGGGCGGUGCGGGCGCGCCAGCGUUGUUGCGUGCGACCUGCCGGGGGGUCGCCCCGCGGGGAGUGCGGUGCUGCGCAGUUGCGCCGCUGGGACAGGCCUCCGUCGCGGUGGGAUGCAGCGACGGCGUCUUGCGCACGGCUGCGGUGGCUACGUGA